GUACCCAGAAUAAACAACGAUUACGAAUCUCAGUCUUACUUGAACACUCGCAGUGAAACGACGACUAGUUCCGCUCAAAAAAAAUCCAAUUCAACAAAAAGAUCCACGUUGCAAGUAUGAAGUGCCAGGCUUUGUUGGUCCUUUUGGCCCUUUUGAUCACCCUCUUGGCGGGAUCCUCGGAGGGCAGCUUCUGUCCCUGCGACCUCAAGACGAAGGGAACGGAGGUGUGCGGCUCCAAUGGCGUAACCUACAAAAACCGCUGCGAGUUCGAGUGCACCCAGCGGGAUUAUAAGAAACUUGGACGUACCCUUAACAUCCAGAAAGAUGGAUCUUGCAAUUAGCCUAUAUAUUACAAAACUCGAAUGCAGGCUUUCCGUUUCACAUAAGUGCUGUGAGAUAAUGUUAUACUCUCUUAAUUCACCUUAACAAAUUUUAUAAUAAACAAAUUCUGUUAUCAGCUAUGUAUAUUAUAGCUAAGAUACUCAAAAUAAAUAUAA
Molecule: messenger RNA, 497 nt
Organism: Drosophila subpulchrella
Lineage: Eukaryota; Metazoa; Arthropoda; Insecta; Diptera; Drosophilidae
Exons: 1
Coding region: 117-341 (74 amino acids)
Molecular function (GO): protein binding
Source: RefSeq, a predicted model, not a curated record